Cladophialophora psammophila CBS 110553 is the source of this 195-nucleotide messenger RNA. RefSeq lists its product as uncharacterized. The transcript has a single exon. NCBI's taxonomy places the organism in Eukaryota, Fungi, Ascomycota, Eurotiomycetes, Chaetothyriales, Herpotrichiellaceae. Bases 1 to 195 code for a protein of 64 amino acids. The record is from RefSeq and is a predicted model, not a curated record.
AUGCCACCGCUGGAGCCACCUGUUGCACCAGUCGUGGGCGCUGAAGGCACAGAGCCAGAUGCAUUGGCAACACCAUUGACCAAAGGAGCCGUGGUAGGAGUGACCAAGGGGCCAUUUGGUCCUGUGCUUGCGCUCCGUGGCGCUGGGCUGGGCGCCGACAUUGUUACUGUGAACUCAUGCACUUGGGAUUCGUAA